AUUUACAUAUCUUUCAAAAAUCCAACACAGAUGAUUUUGUUGACCUACGAUAUUUUAUUUUUGUUCAACAAUUAUGCAGUAAUAAUUUAAAAAUACCGACAAAACGACACAAAAUCGAAUCAUAUAAUAUAAGUCCAUCGAUCGACAUCAUAAUCAACAAAGACAAACGCUUUUUAAAAAUGUCUGCAUUACAAACAAAAUUAUCAAACUCCUAUGAAAGUUUCUGCAAUUACAUGCAAAAAGAUACAAAAGGCGCUGAAAUCGCAAUUUACACAGCGUCAGGCCUACUCUUUGCAUAUGCCUAUUACAACAUCCGUCCAAUUACAAAGUUCGGAAAAGGUACAGAUAUUCCGAAAAUCUUUAUUCGAGAUAAAAUCACUCAAUAUGGAAAGAUUGAUUCGAUCGAUCCGAGUUCAAAGAGUGGACCAUUGCUUUUGGUGAAUCACAAACCACCGCUGGGAUUUUUAGUUCCUUUCGCAAAACAACUUCCAGUUAAGCUACCCGGUGUGGCUGUAAAUGCCAAUGGUUACUCUUGGCUGCAAACUGUAGCUGUCGGCAAACGUGUUGAAUUCAUUCCCAUAUCGAGAGAUGGUGAUGACAACAGCGCAGUUUGUCGUGUUCUAUUGGUUUGUCCAGAGAACAAGCAGGGACUUAUUGAUGCAUCAGAAGCACUCCUUAGUCUUGGAUUUGGAAAGACAAUAGACUUACCGCAGACAAUAAAUGACGCCGAAUGGCAAAAAUACUACAAACAUUUAAUGAAAGUUGAGAAAAACGCUAAAGACCAGAGACUCGGUCUAUGGUCGACAAGUCUUCCACCAACACCAUGGCCAUUGAAAUUUUCAAAGAAAAAAUUAAAUGCGUUUAUUUUGUCGCUGUUGCCAGCUGAUAGACGAUUGCCUGAACUUGUUCGAUAAAUUGUUAAGUUUAAAAAAUUGCACUUCCUUAAAAAAAACAAAAGUAAAACUGGGGGAUUUUUCAUUUAUAAUUAUAGAGCGACUAUUCAAUGCUUAUUUGGUACUUAGGAGUUUAAUUAUAAUAAAUCUGCAAUAAUUGUUGAUAUGUUUUGAAAUGAAAUAUAUAUUUUAUACAGAUUUUAA
Episyrphus balteatus (marmalade hoverfly) is the source of this 1097-nucleotide messenger RNA. RefSeq lists its product as uncharacterized. The coding region runs from base 180 to 914 and encodes 244 amino acids. The transcript has 6 exons. Lineage: Eukaryota; Metazoa; Arthropoda; Insecta; Diptera; Syrphidae. The record is from RefSeq and is a predicted model, not a curated record.